UGUUGACAUUGGGUAUUCUUUUCCUUUCUUGCGACAUAAACUAGGGACUCUGAAGGUUUCUUUUUAUUUUAUUUUUUUUAUUUAUUUUUUAUUCAUAUUGUAUUUGCCACCUCACUGCAUUACAGUUCGUUCCGUGCCUGGGGCACCGAGGCAUCGGAAGCACCGAAAUGCGGAGAUCAGCUGGACUUGGCGCCCGCGCCCGCGGCGUCACCGGCUUAGUGAUACAAAAUACACGGCCAACCCCAUCAUCACCAGCGCCACGCCCCGCCUCAUCGCGGAUACAGAUCCGCAACAGCAUCGUCUCCAGGUCGCUGUUCCACUCCAAGUUCAGAGACAACAGCCCGGAGGCGCUGGGAACCGCGGUCAACCUCGUCCCAGACGUUGCUGCUACCCCCGUUCUUGCGCCAAAGAACCCCCGCCAUGUCACCAUCGCCGACAUCCUCAACCGCCGCGCCAAGGCCGGCAGGCUCGUCGCUGGUACCGCUGCCUACUCGGACAGCGACAUGUUCAAGGGUCCCUCAUUAGGCAAGCCAAAGGCCAAGAGGUGGGACCACCAUCUCACCGAUGAGAGCAAGGCCCGUGAGCCCUGCAUGCUCAAGCAGGCGGCCAAGCACCUCAAGAAGCCUGGGCUGAUCUCGCUCGGCGGCGGGCUGCCCUGCGCCGAGAACUUCCCCAUCGAGUCGCUGAGCAUGAAGGUGCCGCGGGCGCCGCACUUCUCCGAGGAGGCGACGCGCGAGCUCGGAGAGGAGCUGCGCAUCGGCAAGUACGACGUAGCGGCAGGCGAGUCCGAGUAUGACCUGUCGAUCGCGCUCAACUAUGGGCAAUCGAUGGGGUCGGCGCAGAUGAUGCGCUUUGUCACCGAACACACGGAGCUCGUGUGCCGCCCACCCUACGCCGACUGGCGGUGCGCUCUCACCGUCGGCAGCACCGGCGCCCUAGAGCAGGCCCUCCGCAUGCUAUGCGACCGCGCCCGCCACGACGCUGUUCUCACUGAGGAGUAUAGCUUCUCCACCGCCCUCGAGACCGCCGCGCCCCUCGGCAUCCAUCUCUUCGGCGUCGCCAUGGACGCCCAGGGCCUGCUGCCCGACGCCAUGGACGCCAUGCUGCGCGACUGGGACCCGGCGCAGCGAGGGGGUGCCAGGCGCCCGCACGUCCUCUACACCGUGCCGUCGGGCCAGAACCCGACUGGCGCCACCCAGGGCGAGCAGCGACGCCGCGACAUCUACGACGUGGCCCGCCGCCACGACGUCUUCAUCAUCGAGGACGAGCCGUACUACUUUCUGCAGAUGCUGCCGUAUGCAGGGAAGACAGAAGCAGCGGCGGGGGCGGGGGCGCAAAAGACAUUGCCGGCGAACGAGGAGUCGGUCGAGGACUUUCUAGCCUCGUUAAUCCCGUCGCUACUGAGCAUGGACACGGACGGGCGCGUGCUGCGCAUGGACUCGUUCUCCAAGGUGGUGGUGCCGGGGUCGCGCAUCGGCUGGAUCACGGCGUCGGAGCAGGUCGCCGAGCGCUACAUCCGCCACGCCGAGGUCGCCAGUCAGGGGCCCAGCGGCGUCUCGCAGGUCCUGUUGCACCGCCUGCUCGACACGCACUGGGGCCACGACGGCUACCUGCGCUGGCUGAUGCACCUGCGGCAAGAGUACACGGCCCGCCGCGACGUCCUGCUCACCGCCUGCUCCGCCCACCUCCCCCGCGACGUCGUCAGCUGGGACCCGCCCGCCGCGGGCAUGUUUCACUGGCUAAAGAUCGCGCACGAGGCCCACCCGGACGCGGGGUCCAAGUCGGUCCUCGCCAUCGAGGACGACAUCUUCAACCGGUGCAUCGCCAAGGGCGUGCUCGUGGCGCGCGGGUCGUGGUUCCGCACCGAGCGCGGCGAGCUCGCCAGCCCGCCCACCGACCUCUUCUUCCGCGCCACCUUCGCCGCUGCCACGCCCGAGAACAUGGCCGAGGCUAUCCGCCGGUUCGGCGCCGCUGUGCGUGAGAGUUUUAGGCUGGAGUAGACUGGGUACCUUCGUAUGUAGCUAAUGUGGUGUGGUGUGGUGGUGCAUGGGGGAGUUGGGUACCUAGGUAUGUGUCUAGCACUUGAGAUGGUAUUGGUAUUUGUGUGUAAAUAGGCAGGCAGGCAGGAAUAGCCGUAGCUCCAGGUUCUCGAUCUUCUGCUAGCGGGCUUCUAGAACUUGAGCUUGGGUAAAUAUUCGUUUAGGAAAAUGACAAGCAAAGUCAAAUCCCUUUCUUUCUUUUUCCUUUUUAAACGGAAAAGAAAGAAGGCCAAGAAACUACAAAUUGCGGUG
This is a messenger RNA of Lasiosphaeria miniovina, 2291 nucleotides long. RefSeq names its product aromatic amino acid aminotransferase. Lineage: Eukaryota; Fungi; Ascomycota; Sordariomycetes; Sordariales; Lasiosphaeriaceae. Gene Ontology annotation, biological process: aromatic amino acid catabolic process; L-tyrosine biosynthetic process. Gene Ontology annotation, molecular function: L-2-aminoadipate:2-oxoglutarate transaminase activity; aromatic-amino-acid:2-oxoglutarate transaminase activity; pyridoxal phosphate binding. The transcript has 4 exons. The coding region runs from base 168 to 2000 and encodes 610 amino acids. The record is from RefSeq and is a predicted model, not a curated record.